CCCAGUUAAACGUGGAAUUGAACAAUCAUCAACCGGGGAGAUAAUGCCUUCCACGAAGCCCUUUCGGCGGCUUCUGGUCGUCAAUAGAGGUGAAAUCGCCGUGCGCAUCAUCCAAGCCGCCCGCGAGCUUUCCCCUCCUCCAGAGGUGUUUGCUAUAUAUACGGAUGAUGAUCGCUCCCAUUGUGAAAUUGGCCGUCCUGAUCGGGCUCUGCUCAUCCCAUCCGUUGCUACCUAUCUAGACAUCUCAUUCUUAGUCCAUCUGGCUCGGGAUCAUGCAAUCGACGCUGUGCACCCUGGAUACGGCUUUCUGAGCGAGAAUGCAGACUUUUCCGCCCACAUGCAAGAUGCUGGGAUAGCCGUGAUAGGUCCCGGGAGGGAAGCUCUGGCUCGUACAAGCAACAAGCUUCAAGCAAAGCAACUAGCCAUGGAGUGUGGUGUUCCUGUUUUACCAGCAAUGACGCACCCCACUGCGGAUAUAGCAGCAGUUCAAGCCUUCGCAAGGCAAGUCCAGUAUCCUGUGAUUGUCAAGGCAGUUGAUGGUGGUGGUGGGCGAGGAAUACGGCUGGUGCGGCAGGACGACCAGCUGGAAAGUGCGGUCCGCGGAGCGGCCAAUGAGUCGCCAUCGCAGACUGUCUUCGCCGAGAAAGCAGCCGUGACGGGAUUCCGCCAUAUAGAGGUGCAGAUCUUAGGCGAUGGAACAGAAGUGCGUCAUCUAUGGGAGCGCGACUGCAGCAUACAACGGCGCUUUCAGAAGGUGGUUGAGCAAGCACCAUCCUUGAUCAAGAACCGGGCUCUCGUGCAGCAAAUAGUGGAUGCGGCACUGCGCAUGGCUAGAGCUAUCCGCUAUAGAUCUCUAGGGACAGUUGAGUUUCUGGUCAAUGAGCAGCAAGGGGAGUUCUACUUCCUUGAGAUAAACCCACGACUUCAAGUGGAGCAUACCAUCACUGAAGCUAUUACCGGUGUGGAUCUAGUACAAGCACAGCUGCGACUGGCUCAAGGUUGCACUCUUGCACAGCUUGAUAUCCCGGCUGCGGAAUCGGCUACGCCCUAUCUCCAUUCGAUUCAGCUCCGGUUAUGCGCCGAAGACCCUCGCAAUCAAUUUGCCCUGAGCAUAGGUAAAGUGACCGAGUUGGUCGUUCCGAGCGGCCAUGGGGUUCGACUUGACACCCAUGUUGGUACGGCAGGAACAAGCCCUGUUGUGGUAGGCGCGCAGUUAGAUAACCUGCUGGCCAAAAUCAUUGUCACAGCGUCUAGCUGGGAGGGGGCAGUGCUCAAAGCUCGACGAGUACUUGCAGAUACGAAAGUAGCCGGUAUCCGGACUAACUUGGAAUUACUGCGAGGAAUCGUUAGCCAUGAAGAAUUCAUCGCUGGUAGGAUAGACACACGAUGGCUAGAAACCGGCAUGGACCAAAUACUGCGGCGAGGGGCAAGUGUCUCGCAAUCGGUCCGUAACCAAACACCCGCACAGGGAGCCCGUCCCUCUACACUGCCCAGUGUACCUCCUUCGACUCUCUUGCUCCGGCGAGGGGAUGCAUGGUCUAUUAGACUUGCACCAGUUGACUCACCUGGACAGUCACAGCCACAGCAGCACCAUAUCCAGCUCACACGUGUGCUUCAAAACGACUUUCCAACCUCGCUUGCCGCCGAGAUUGAGUAUCAGACACCCAACCUUUCCACGGCCUAUCGACUACAGCUGGCAGCCACCUCAACCGCAGCAUCUGCUUUGUUGUCAUCUUCGCAUCGGCGCGGAGAUAUGAGCAAUCCGCGCCAUAUUGUUCUCCCUCUGUCUGGAAAACUCAUUGAAGUCCUUGUUUCUGCCGGGGAUCCAGUCGCUGAGAACCAGGUGCUAGCAUUCGUGAUGCAGAUGAAAAUGGAAGUCGAGGUACGCAGUCCGCGUGCAGGCCGAGCACAAUGGGUGUAUGAGAUGGAGGAUGAAGAAGAGGAUGUGGCGGAAGGGAUGCUGUUGGUUGAGUUGACAGAUGGAUUGCAAGGGAAACUGUAGAACGGGGUAGAUUAGCACUAGGAAGUAUAUAUGUCUCCACAGUCA
Messenger RNA from Aspergillus ibericus CBS 121593, 2047 nucleotides. Its product is annotated as putative pyruvate carboxylase. Bases 44 to 2002 code for a protein of 652 amino acids. Gene Ontology annotation, molecular function: metal ion binding; ATP binding. The record is from RefSeq and is a predicted model, not a curated record. Lineage: Eukaryota; Fungi; Ascomycota; Eurotiomycetes; Eurotiales; Aspergillaceae. The transcript has 2 exons.